GACCUCUCGGCGCCCGCGGCUGCGCCCGCGGCCGCGCCCGUGGCGGCACAGCCCGUGGCGACACCGCCCGCGGCGGAGGAGCCCGCGGAGCCGGGCGCGGCGGCCGCGGAGGCGCCGAGCACGGCGGCGUCCGAGGCGGAGGCGGCGCCCGAGGCGGAGGCGGCGACCGCAGAGGGGCCCGCGGCUGCGCCCGCAGAGGCGCCCGCGGAGGCGCCGGAGCCUGUGACAGUGGAGGCGCCAGUGGCGAGCCCCUCGGCCGCGCACGCCCUCGGCGACGCCCCCGCGCUCGCCGCGGCGGCGCUCACGGAGGCCCUCGCGGCGGCGCCCGCGGCAGCAGCGCCCAAGGACACUGCCCCGGCCGUCAGCUGCCCGCGCGCCCCAGAGGGGCACGUGGCCCUGGGCGGCGGCCGGGCGGAGGCUUCGGGCGGCGGCGCGGCGGCGGCACAAGUUCCGCAGCUGCCCGCACUCCCGCCGGCGGUCGCGGGCAAGGGCCUGCGGCCAUGGCGCCAGGACCGGACACCACGCGUUCGUGCGCCCUGGCGCGCCUGUGCUGGUGGCUGGUGCCGAUUCCGAUGCGCCUGCUGCGCGCGAGAGUGGGGCGGGCCUGGCUGCUGGACGGCGACAGCAGGCUCCGGGCCGACCACGAGGCCGGGCUGA
Molecule: messenger RNA, 657 nt
Organism: Prorocentrum cordatum
Lineage: Eukaryota; Dinophyceae; Prorocentrales; Prorocentraceae
Source: the annotation of a GenBank genome assembly